Molecule: messenger RNA, 3308 nt
Organism: Exophiala mesophila
Lineage: Eukaryota; Fungi; Ascomycota; Eurotiomycetes; Chaetothyriales; Herpotrichiellaceae
Exons: 4
Coding region: 482-3130 (882 amino acids)
Biological process (GO): regulation of DNA-templated transcription; DNA-templated transcription
Molecular function (GO): DNA-binding transcription factor activity, RNA polymerase II-specific; DNA binding; zinc ion binding
Source: RefSeq, a predicted model, not a curated record
UUUCAACAUGAUCCAUGCUUUCCUCCAGAUUCUCAUCUCGUCGGAACAAUUUGCUCGUCCGCACGCACCUCACCUCACCUUACCAAUACCUCUCGAUCUCUUGUCCUGGUCUUGGUCCUCUCUGGCUUUUGAACACCUUCUGAUACACUUUCAUUGCUUCAUAUUCUCCUCAGUGUUUUGUCCUUAAUCACAGCCAUCAAUUACUACUCCUAUCGUCCCAUCGGGCCAUUCUUCUCUCUUCGAGUUGCCUUGACAGCAUCCAUUCCACUGUCCACGUCGCUCCCUCUAUCCUCCGCCAUACAUAUUCACUACCAUUCACUUGUCGCCCGCUUCCACCUUCCUCUUGAUAGCCUGCUCCUCCAGCGAUCCCCCGGCCAAACCAUGAGCUGAUUGGUCUACCUCUCCUACCACCUGUCUACUCGACCUGCUUGCCCACUACCUCUUCCAGCGGAACCUAACGAUAACCCACCCUACCACCGUCAUGGACCAUCGGGGCAGUCUAGACACCAUGGGCUUCGACAUGUCCCAGUACAUCUCACAACAGCCCCCACAGAUAUUUGGUGCCUACAACGCUGAUGGAAGUCCGAUACCCGCCACAUUGCCUGCCGGUCACUACUUUGGAGAUCUCGAUGGUGGUUUCGAUGAUUCAGAUCCAAAGCGACGUCGUAUCGCAAGGGCGUGCGAUAUGUGUCGCAAGAAAAAGAUCAAAUGCGACGGCAAAAUGCCCAAAUGUGGCCAUUGUAUCAAUUACAAGACCGAGUGUAUCUUCACUCAAGUUGAGAAGAAGCGCAAUCCUCCCAAAGGCGCAAAAUAUAUCGAAGGGUUAGAGAAUCGCCUGGGUCGCAUGGAAUCCUUAUUGCGCAUGUCAGGUCUCCUCACCGAAGAAGAGGCUGGAAGGACAGAUCUUGGUACUCUCGAGAAACGACUGGCCGAAAAGGCUUCGUCCAGAGAGAAUGCUACUGCCAGAACAUCAUCUCCCGCCCCGUCAAGGAUAGGCGUCAAUUCACAAUCAGAAAGCUCCCCCAGACCAAGCUCUCAGACAGACACCAAUACUACCCCUCGUGAUACUGUCACAUCCCCAAGUUCCGACAGCGACAAACUAAAAUCAUCCGAAGUCGAGAACCUGUCCGAAGCCAUGUGCUCUCUUGUCACCAACAAUAUUGGCGAAACGAGAUAUAUUGGCUCCUCCUCGGCAUUUUCCAUUUUCUCCUCCAAAGGCAUCGAAUGGGUCAAUCAGAAGACUGGAGAUGCCUCUUUCCAAGAAACCAUCCAAAACGCCGUCAACGAAGAAGACAACAAAUGGCAAUAUUGGAAACCAGAAAUCUUUGGCGACAUUUUUGUGCGUCGAGUUUUCAAACCACUCCCUCCCAAGGAUGAGGCCAUGUCCCUCUUCAAGGACUUCUUCGAAAAUUUCAACUGCAUGUUUCCCUUGUUCCACGAGCCCACAUUUAUGCAUCUGGUCGAGAAGCAGUAUUCCAAGGAUCCAUACGAAGGUAGUGGUUGGUGGGCUAGCAUCAAUGUCGCCUUGGCCAUUGCCUAUCGUAUCCGAGUCAUGAGCAACGUCGUACCACAGGAAGAUGAUCAGAAAGCCUGGUUGUAUUUGAAAAACGCCAUGGGUGUCAUUACCGAACUCACUAUGAGGAACACAGAUCUUCUCAGCGUCCAGGCAUUGUUAGGCAUGGCUUUGUUUUUGCAAGGUACUCCGAACCCGCAACCAUCCUUCUUCCUCAUCGCCGCUGCCAUUCGAUGUUCUCAUACUAUUGGCCUCCAUAAACGUGGAGCAGCUUUCAAUCUCAACCCGAUCGAGGUGGAACAACGCAAGAGAGUGUUUUGGAUCGCAUAUCUCCUCGACAAAGACACUUGUCUCCGAGCAGGUCGACCUCCUGCCCAGGACGAUGACGAUAUGAAUGUUGAACUCCCUUCCGAGGACCCUCCUGACAAUAUUGGCAAUGUCCCCCUCGCCGAUGGCAAAGGCAAGAUCAACCUCUUCCGCCUCAUGUGCGAAUUCGCCAUCAUUUCUAGCAAAGUUUAUCGUCAACUAUAUUCCGUCCAGGCCUCAAAGCAGAGCGAUGGCGAGUUGCUCAAUACGAUCGGCGAACUUGACAAGGAACUCGAAGCCUGGAAAGACAGCAUCCCUAUCGACUUCCGCCCUGAACAUGAAAUCAAGACUGAACACACUCCUCUUAUCCUUCACAUUGUCGUCCUGCAUUUCUCAUACUACAACUGUUUAACAACCAUCCAUCGCAUGUCAGUCCACCAUGGCUACUGGACCAGCCGCUUAUCCGAAUAUGCUAUUCAAGGGCUCAAUACCCGCCCACUGAACCCUCGAGUCUUUUCCUCCGCCGCACUUUGCGUUUCUGCAGCUCGUGCUUCAAUCCACCUCAUCAAAUACAUACCACAAGGUGACUUCGCAUGUGUCUGGCUUGUGCUAUACUUCCCCGUGUCUGCACUGGUGACGUUAUUUGCCAACAUUCUACAAAAUCCUCAGGACACUCGAGCCCGAGCUGAUAUCAAAUUGAUGGACUUGGUGGUCACUUUCCUAACCAACAUCUCGCGAGAAGAGGACACAGGCUCACUCAAUCGCAUGUUGACCGUUUGCGGAGAGUUUGCCCGUAUUGCAAGAGUGGUCAUUGACAAGGCUGAAACAGAAGGCUCCAAGCGAAAACGAAGGCUCGUCCCCGAGGAAGUUCUUCGGGUCAAUCAGUCUGCCAUGGCCCAGGUCCAAGCACAGCUCAACGGCAAUCUGGCACGGUCAAGACGAACGAGUGGUGCUGGGAACUCGCCGCGCACUGGAUCGAAUGCCGCCGCACAAAAUCGGGGAAACACACCAAUGAGCAAUAAUAUCAAUACCAGCGGAAUGAACUCAGCUUCUCAAUAUGUCAACAUGAAUAAUUUUGACAGCGAAUACCUCGAUAUGCUUCCCCAGGCAACCCUUGGCUCUGGUGCGAAUUCUGCCGUCUCAGAAAUGUCGCCUCUCAAUGUAGGCUCAUUUCAACAACCGUUUGUCCCUCAGGAUCUGUGGCAGAUGCCUAUGACCUUUGAAUGGGAUUGGGCCGACUUUGGCCAGCAAGGCUUCAAUGAUUUCAUUAUCGGAGACAACAUGAACGAAGCCAUGAUGCCACAGCAAUGAAAUCAAUAGAAUGGAAUCAAUUUGAUUCUGACGAAUGUCCAUUUCGAUUGUUAACAGCCAGUUGAUCAUUAUUUGGAGCAGAGUUGAACAUGUUGAUCAUGCCGGCAACACUUGGAGCUCUGAAUGUACAAUACAAUAUACCCUUGAUUCUCCCAGAAACAUGAAAACUACUUUCAAU